GGUUUUGUUGAUGUGGUACGUUCCUUCCGUUCACCUGUUUUUCCGGUGCCGUUUGGUUGUGUAUGAGAAAUAUAGCAGCCCCUAAAUUCGUGUUUACAUUAACAGCACACACGUGAAGAUUUUAGCUUUUCCGACAUUAAUUGGCCUGGAUUAACGUCUCCAAAUGGAUAACAACAAAGAUAUUACGGAUGUCGUUCAAGACAAGAAACUGACCCCUCAAGAACUGGCUGCAAAAUUAGAUGCUGAACUUGAUGAAUUCAUAGGCGGUCUUGAAAGGAAAGCGUACACAGAAGGAUGGCCAGAAGACAGAUGGGAGGAGGAGAUGGAGAAACAUCCAUUCUUUAUGACCAAGGCACCUGAACCAGGAGAGGAGCUAUCUCCUCUAAUGGAAGGAAUUCAGCAGCUGAAAUACGACGAGAAUGAAAAUACCCCAGAAGAUCUUGCAAUAGCUUACAAAGAUGACGGAAAUUUUAACUUCAAGUGUAAAAAGUACCGCCGUGCAAUCAUAGCUUACACUGAGGGCUUAAAGAAAAAAUGCAAAGACGAUGAAAUAAAUGCUCAAUUGUACAAUAAUCGAUCAGCAUCCAACUUCUUCUUAGAAAAUUACAGAUCAAGUCUGAAUGACUGUUUAGCUGCUUUAAAGUUAAAAGAAGAUUAUCCAAAAGCCUUAAACAGAGCUGCAGAGUGUUUAUUCCAUUUGAACAAGUUUGAUGAAUGCAUCGAAUACUGUGAUAAAAUUAUUGCCAGAAACGCUGAUGACAAAGCUAUCACAGUUUUGCGAUCUAAAGCAACAACAGCCAAGAAAGUUGCUGAUCGUGAUAAAAGAAGACUGCAAGCAGCAGGAAAAAAGGAGGAAAUGCAAGGCUUAAAAUUGUUGGAAACUGUUCGCAACAGAAAUAUCAAGUUUAAAAGCAAAGACUCUGCAGCACUGAAACUGUCUGACUUAGAACCCCAGUUCCCCGAUGCUGUUCGAUCACGUGUGCAUAUUGAUGAAAAUGGCAAACUUGUCUGGCCUGUUAUAUUUAUGUAUCCAGAAUACAAGUUGACUGAUUUUAUUCAAGCAUUUCAUGAGGAUGAAAUCUUUGAAAACAUGCUUUGCGAGGUCUUUGCUGAGCAUCCUGAGUGGGACCAUGAGAAGAAAUAUGUCCCUGUGAAUCUAAGAAUAUACUUUGAAGAUGAAAAUGCGCGCAUGCAUAACAUUCCAACCACAUGGACUUUAGGAAAAGCUCUAACACACAGCAAGUACAUUCUUCAGGGCGGAACUCCAGGAUUCAUGAUUCUUGUUUCUGGCAGUGAUGCAGAAAAGUUAUAUAUUAAGAAGUAAUGUGUGCAUCCAUGUUGUUAAUUGUAAUGUAAAUAAAUAACUUUAUUUAAAAAAGA
This is a messenger RNA of Thrips palmi, 1380 nucleotides long. It is a transcript of the gene Dpit47, whose product is annotated as DNA polymerase interacting tetratricopeptide repeat-containing, protein of 47 kDa. NCBI's taxonomy places the organism in Eukaryota, Metazoa, Arthropoda, Insecta, Thysanoptera, Thripidae. Bases 164 to 1324 code for a protein of 386 amino acids. Gene Ontology annotation, molecular function: Hsp90 protein binding. The transcript has 9 exons. The record is from RefSeq and is a predicted model, not a curated record.